AUGUUCGCGACCACUCGGUUUGCCCGCGUGGGUGCGCUGGCAUCCAAAUCUCGUAACCUUCUGGGUGCUCGGAGCCUGGCAACUGUCAGCGAGAAUCCUCUCGACAAAAAGGUCGAGAUGUGCAAUUAUGAGAAGGUGCGAUUUUCCCGGCCAGUAGAUCUAAAUCGGGGAGCUUCGGGGCAGCGGGUUUAG
Molecule: messenger RNA, 192 nt
Organism: Paracoccidioides brasiliensis Pb18
Exons: 3
Coding region: 1-192 (63 amino acids)
Source: RefSeq, a predicted model, not a curated record